AUGGGGGAUGAAAGCUAUAUAGAGGUUUCAACACAUUUAUAUGAUACAGUCCCCCAAUAUCCACCAAAUACUAGAACACAGACUCUUGAAGAUACAAUUCUAAAUAAAAAAACUCCAUUUGAACUCCCAAGAGAAAAUUCAGCAAGAGUUUCUACAACAAAACGCCCAAAAACAGCAUUUGAAGUCAACCCCAUAUUCUCAGGAUUCAAAGAUGCAUAUGAUAUAUCGCAUAGAAACAAGAAACCAGUUAAAAAACAAGAAGUAUUACAAGAUUUACCAAAAGAAUUAGAGCCAACAGUAGUUACAGUUAAUCCUCCAAAACCAUCGAACUUCUGGGUCGCUCAACAAAGAGUAAAUGCCCAAAAACUUCUGGAUGAAUUAAAUGAUUUGCUUAAAAAAUCAGAAGAAGCAACAAAAAAUAUACAAAAUCCACUUGAAGCGAAAGUUUAUUCAUUUGAAUCCAAGUUAAAACUUCAUGAUCAUAUUCUUUCUCAAUUUACUGAACAAGAACUCUCUGAAUCAAAGGAAAGAGGAGAUCUUCUUACAAGAAUCAGAGAUUACUACAAGAAUAUAUCAGGAAAAAUCCCGCAAAUCAAAGAAGAUUUCGAGAAAAAAUACAAAGAAAUUACAGAUCAAUUUUCAGAAUCAGAAAGUAAGAUGAAAGUACUUGAAGAACAACGUAAUGCAUCUUUAGCGGUCAUUGACAAGCAAAAUAAGACUCUGGAGAAUCUUCGACAACAAAUGAACGAAUACAAGCUUAAAAGUACUUCUGCAGAAAACCAAUUACGUAUUCUUGCUAAUGAUAAGCAAGCAAUGAUUCGCUCAUCACAUACUAACCAACAAAAGCUUUUAGAAAUUAAUGCGCAAAUCGAAGAAAAGAAUCAGCAGAAAGCCAAGUUAAAUGAACUCAUUGACACUCUCACUAAAGAUAUUGCCAUACGUACUGAAGAAUUACGAAAAGCUACGCUUGAACUCCAAGGAAUUAAAGAAGAAUUAAAUACAAUUAACCAGCAAAACGAUGGAUACAGAGCUAUCAUUAAAGAUCGUCAAAUGCUACUAGAAAGACUCCAAAAUACUCCUCUCCGUGAUAUAGAUCGUUCUAAUUUUGUUGAUAUGUCAAUCCAAGUCGAUACAGUGCCUAAAAAAGAGGAUGCGGCCAAAUCUCCUAAACACAGAGCCUCAACUAUCCAAAAUCAGAACGAAUUCCGCCAAGUUAAAUCUGAUAUGCAAGUUGUAAAACAAGCUUUGACCGAUCAGAACAAUCCAAAUGGCCAAACAGAAGAAAAUACUAAUCAGCAGGAGCAAACGGGCGUAAAUAUCGAAAAUUCCCAACAAUUGCAUCUUGUUCGUGAAAAAAUCCUCCAAAACAACAACAUUUUCGAUUAUUCUGUCAAAUCAAUUGUUUCUGCGCACGAAGGCAAUUUCGGGUUAGACAAAAGCUGCAAAGAUGAAGCUAAAAUCCUUUCCAGAUGGAUAAUGACUCGUAUCAUGAAAAACGCUUGUAAAACAAUCAUGAACGAGAACAAAUCUGUUCAAACAGAUGCCAUAGAAUCAUUAGUACAAAGUAGUCCUAACAUUGAUCUCGUGAUUCCUCAAGUUACAGAUGAUUCAAAGAUUCCUGUUCCCAUUGAAUUGAAACUUGCUCCGAAAUCAUUAGUUCCUUUCGUCAAAAAGAGUCGUUUCUGUUCACUUCUUACUAUUGAUGGGUCGAACAGAGAACCUAAAGCGAUUGAUUGGCUUGUCCACACAAUCAGGAGUAUCUUUGACGAGAAAACAGUUGAUGACAGGACACAAGUUAGAAAUGGCGAAGAAAUUUUGCCUCUUCCUGAAUAUAUGUUGAAAUGGGCUCUCAGACAGUUCGGUCGUGAUGAUUUAGUACAAAAGGGAUGUUGGGAUGUCUUCAUUUCUUCUCAUCAUCAUAUGCAGAAAUACUUAGAAAUCACUUUAUUCACGAGAUUCAUUGAUGAAGAUUGGACAACACCGCAAUUGACAUUUUUCCUUAAAUGUAGAACAUGGAUUUUAACAAGGUGUAUUUCUAUUCCUGUAGAACAUAUUGAACUUGGAGAAUAUCUCACUGAAACAUAUCUAACAAAAGACCAAGUCUUCGAGUUUUUCCAUCAUUUCUUCCCUCUUUCUGAACCAGAAUUGAUUAAUGACAUCGCAAUAAGAGGUUGUGGAUCUGCAGACAAUGAAAGAAAACUUAGUGAUGAACCAUUCUGUGUUCCAAUGAAUAGAAUUCUAGAACUUGCUGUUGGAGAAGAGAUGGAUUCAAGAGUAAGACGCAUCAGAAGAAUGUUGGCUUUCUUUAGACCAAUCCCUCGAAUGACACUGAAAAGAUUCGGAGAAUUUGUUAAAAAGAUGAUUGUCAACAUCGAUCCAAAUCUCAUUGACAGUCUUUAUCGAUCUUCUCUCGUCCCUAAUUCCCUGAGACAGGAUUACGAUAUGAAUUUGUUCAUAGAGACAUUCCUUGAAGAUAAGGAAGUUCUUCCACGUGAUUGGCCUGAUCCAACAAUCACUUGCGAACAAUUUGCUGAAUAUUCACCAAUUUAUUCAAUUACACUUAACAGAUGGGAACAGUUCAAAAUGUUUUUGGAGAAGAUGCUUGACGAACUUGAAUCUAGAAAUCAAGAAGAAGAGAUUCGUAUCUUGAUUAAUGAAAUUCGUCAUGAAACAUUUCAGAUGCUUGAAGCUAAAUUUACGUUUGAUGGAAUUUUGUUCUAUCAGACUUAUCAUCGAGUUCUUGAAGUUGUUUUAAGCACAUGUUACAAAGUCUCUAAGGCAGAUCCAGAAAAUAUCAACCGUCAAAUUAAUGAUUUCCAGAAAAUACUAUUCGAAAAACAUCGACAACUCAGCGAAAGAGUUGCAUCAAGUAAUCCAAACUCUGUUCCACAAUCACCAAAAUAA
Molecule: messenger RNA, 2904 nt
Organism: Trichomonas vaginalis G3
Lineage: Eukaryota; Parabasalia; Trichomonadida; Trichomonadidae
Exons: 1
Coding region: 1-2904 (967 amino acids)
Source: RefSeq, a predicted model, not a curated record